Messenger RNA from Plectropomus leopardus (leopard coralgrouper), 360 nucleotides. The record is from RefSeq and is a predicted model, not a curated record. Lineage: Eukaryota; Metazoa; Chordata; Actinopteri; Perciformes; Serranidae.
UAAGCUGAGUUUUAAGGAGCUGAUCGAGCCGUACAGGCUGAAGGAGGACGACAUGGAGCAGGAGGCUGCGGAGAGGCUGAAGGCCCAGGAGCCCUGGAGGAUCACCGACAACGAGCUGGAGCUCUACAAGGCCAAGAGCAACCGUCAGAUCCGACUGAACGAGCUGCUGAGGGAGCACUCCAGCACGGCAAAACUCAUCGUCAUGAGCAUGCCUCUGGCCAGGAAGGGCACGGUGUCGAGCGCCCUCUACAUGUGCUGGCUGGAAACUCUGUCCAAAGACCUCCCACCUCUGCUGCUGGUCCGAGGAAACCAACAGAGCGUCCUGACCUUCUACUCCUAACACACACACACACACACACA